AUAUUGGUUGCUUCAUAGCAUUGUAUAUAAACGUUGAAAUAGUCCGAAUAGGAUGUGUUCAGUCGUUCUGUUACAUAGAGAGAUGUCAUAACAAAAGAUAAAUACAACAAUUAUCUUACAUUUUUAUAUUUCUAUUUUAUACAUUAUAUUAAAUUAAAGUUAUAAAUGUAUAAUGCAUCAUUGAAUUAUCUAAAGACAAUAUUUAGAGUAUUACGUGUGUUGUUUUUUUAUCGAUCGUAGAAACGGAUGAAAGGUCAAGUUAUUUAGAAUGUAUCUUUUUACCAUCUCAAAGAAAUUACAGCAAUGUCAAAGAAAAGUGGUAGUAAAAUGUUGGUACAUCAAUUAUCUACCGUUUUACCAGACGAUAGACCAAUAACUGCCAUUAAUAUUAUUGAAGAUGUAGAAAAAUGUCCACCAAAUUUUACAGUAGUUUCCAGAACAUACGAUCAAGACACUGAUGCAGAUUUAUGGAGAGAGACUGGAUUGUUUAUUAAAAAGAAAGGUAGAUAUAUCUGCUUUUCCAAGACGGAAGGUUUACCCCAUUACAUAGUGGAAGAUAUUACCAUUAUCAAUGAACGAGAAGUGCCACCAGAAGGAUACAGUAUUAUCUCCCAUACCAUAGAUUCCAUGCAGAAGGCAUGGAGGAAAAAACAAUUGUGCUAUAAAAUUAAAUACAAGGAUUUGUGUUCUAAAGCUGUGACAGAUAUAAUUAUAUGUAGUAGAAUUGUAAAUAAAGCGUCUAAAAUGGCACCCAAUGGUUUUGCUGCAGCCGGCGUAAUAAAUGGAGUAUGCGUUUGUUACAAAACUGUGGAUAUAACGAAUGGACAACCAAAUUCUCAAUCGUAUAUUAAUAUAGAUAAACUAUUAAUGCAAAAUGCUUCUCCUAAUCCUUCCAAUGGAACGCCUCACCGAGCACCACCAGAGAGACCGCCCAAACCCAAGUUUUCUCCAAAACCAAAUAAUGGUAUUUAUUCUCAAAUUGGAGCAGCUCUAGUUGGAAAGGAUACAGACGAAUCCAAUGAUAGGGAUUACGAAGUGUUAAGUCCUAGUGCGAGAUUGAGGCCUACGAGACCAGCUCCUCAACCUCCUACCACUUCAGUCAUCGGUUCCACUCCAAUUUAUGGUACACUGCCAGGUUCUUCCGAUUUAGAUGGAGUCCCAUUUAUUCUCAAUCCUCGUCUUAAUUUGAAUUCUGAUUCUGCCAUAUAUAAAUUUCCUACAAUCAAAAUGUGGACGCAAAAAGAUUUGGACAAAGAGUUUUGCUACGAUUUUCGUGCAGAAAGAGAAACUUGAAAAUACCAAUGUGCCAAAUUAUUUGUAUGAUAAGGUCAUACAUUUUUUCGUUGUCUAUUCAUCCGUACUGACUAUAUAGUACUAGCCGAGUGUAAUAGAGUGCCUGAAUGAGUGAUUUAUAUUAAUUUUCAACCAAGGAAUAUCAGUUUAUGCAUUCUUUAUGGUAAGAUGUAUGAAUUAACAAACAUUUCUCU
Molecule: messenger RNA, 1487 nt
Organism: Polistes dominula (European paper wasp)
Lineage: Eukaryota; Metazoa; Arthropoda; Insecta; Hymenoptera; Vespidae
Gene: Mvb12
Product: multivesicular body subunit 12-like Mvb12
Biological process (GO): receptor catabolic process; regulation of epidermal growth factor receptor signaling pathway; viral budding
Cellular component (GO): cytosol; ESCRT I complex
Source: RefSeq, a predicted model, not a curated record